This is a messenger RNA of Tachyglossus aculeatus (Australian echidna), 285 nucleotides long. RefSeq names its product keratin-associated protein 7-1. Lineage: Eukaryota; Metazoa; Chordata; Mammalia; Monotremata; Tachyglossidae. The record is from RefSeq and is a predicted model, not a curated record. Bases 1 to 285 code for a protein of 94 amino acids. The transcript has a single exon.
AUGACACGCUACUUCGGCUGCAACAGCUUCUACGCUGCCAACUCGGGCCUGUACCCGUACGGCGGCUACCCAUGCUAUGGCACCAACUGGCACGGGUCAUUCCGAUCCAGCCCCCUCAACUGCUUCGUGCCACUGGGCAACCCGCUCAAUUAUGGCUACACCGGCUAUGGCUCCCUGGGCUACAGCUUCGGCGGCAGUAACUGCAACACACUGGGUUGCGGGUACGGUGGCAGUUUCUGCCGGCCCUGGGGCUCCAACUCUGGCUACGGCUACAGCACCUACUGA